Triplophysa rosa is the source of this 3117-nucleotide messenger RNA. RefSeq names its product scavenger receptor class F, member 1 (gene scarf1). The coding region runs from base 427 to 3102 and encodes 891 amino acids. The record is from RefSeq and is a predicted model, not a curated record. Gene Ontology annotation, molecular function: scavenger receptor activity. NCBI's taxonomy places the organism in Eukaryota, Metazoa, Chordata, Actinopteri, Cypriniformes, Nemacheilidae. The transcript is spliced from 11 exons.
AGUCUGCAUUCUGAAAUAAGUGAAUUUUAAGUUAACACAAUGAAUGUUGUUGGUUAUAUUUGUGAUUUAUGUGGGGAUGAGGGACAAAAUAAUUGGUGCAGAGAUAAAAAAAAAAGAUGAGAUCAUGUUGGGCAUUAAAAACACCCGACACCUCCCUCCCUGAAGUUUGGGCCUUGAUUUUUUUGCCUUUAAACAACCAGUGGCUUGUUGAAUUGGAGGAAGCUGCCUUUUCUUCCUCAGGAAACUUGCAGAGGAAACAAAAAGAUUCGGAGAGCCCAUUUUACUACAGACCACUAAGAUCACUGGAGAAAAAGAAGAACCGGGUUUGAUCUGUUCCAUAAGUACAGAACUAACCACUGUACUGGUGCGGUGGUGUCAAAGGGGGUUUUGGUUGGUUCCGUUCCUCCCUUGAUACUGAGACAGGGGAUGGACAUCUUUCUUUCAUUAGGACUGAUGCUUUUGUGUGUUCAAUGCUCAGCUCAGAAACUCUCACCAACGGGGAAGAAUGUCUGCUUGAAUCCCAGAGACUCUUCUGCCAUAUGUUGUUCUGAAUGGAGCCAGCAGGGUGAUGAAUGUACAGUCCCACUCUGUGAGGGAGAGAGAGCUUGUCUACAGGAUGAAGUGUGUGUUUACCAUGGACUCUGCCGAUGCAAACCUGGAUUUUAUGGGUACCAGUGCAAAACCCCAUGCCCUCCUGAGUUUUGGGGGCCAGACUGUCGGGAACUCUGUCCCUGCCACCCUCAUGGGUUGUGUGACCCAGUAACAGGCAAGUGCUCAUGCUUUCCUAACCGCUGGGGCAACCAGUGCAAAAACAAAUGUAAAUGUUGGCCUCAUGGGAAAUGUGACCCCGUCUACGGCAACUGCACCUGUGACGAGGGCUGGUGGACAUCUACAUGUUCAAAACCCUGUCAGUGCCACUCUGGCACAUCCACUUGUGACCAAGCCACAGGCCGCUGUCUGUGCAAUGAGCUCUACUGGGGCCAAAGGUGCAGUUUGAGGUGCAACUGCUACGUGUCUCCUUGCCAGCAGCGCACUGGGGAAUGUCAGUGUAUCAAUGGUUGGUGGGGUCCGUCCUGCGACCGCCGCUGCAUCUGUGAUCUCAGCCAUGCCGACUGUCUCCCGUCAAAUGGCACCUGUUUGUGUCACCCGGGUUACAAGAGCCCUUUUUGCCACGAACCCUGCAGUGAAGGAAAAUAUGGACGAGGAUGUGAGAAGAGUUGUGGACACUGCGCGGGUGGCAGGCCUUGUUCUAAACAGGAUGGCCUGUGUGAUGCGUGUGAACCAGGAUGGAACGGCACUCGCUGUGACCAACGCUGUCCAGAAGGUUAUUAUGGUCAUCACUGUCAGGAGGUUUGCCCAAAAUGCAGAAACAAAGAGCCAUGUAUCCCGGAGACUGGAGUGUGCUUACGCUGUGACCCUGGCUGGACUGGACUAAGAUGUGACAAACCCUGCACAGAUGGCUCCUACGGAGAUGGUUGUCGAUUCCUGUGUAAAACCUGCUAUCACGGCCACUGUGAUCAUGUGACAGGAAGUUGCAUGUGUCUUCCUGGCUUCCAGGGUGAGAGUUGUAACAACACGUGCCCUGUUCACCUGUACGGUGUCAACUGCUCUUUUGUAUGUGACUGUGGGAAUCUCGCCUGCCAUCCAACCACAGGGGCUUGCCCACACAGUAGCAGGGCGGGUCUCUUAGCCGGGCUUUUGAUCCCCCUGCUUGUUUUAAUACUUGCCUUGUUGUUCUGCUGCUGCUGUUGUGGAGGGCCAGUCCAAGGGAAGGAAGGUGUGGCGGUUGGGGAUGGGAGUCCUGCAGUCCGCAUGAAGCAUCAUGUUUACACUGUGCUGGCCAACAUGACUUCAGCCAUGCCUUGUAUCUCCAUGUGGUCGUCUGGUCUACCUAGAGUUACAGUGUCUCAUCAUGAUCCUGAGCUCACCUUUAACCACAGCUUCAUUGAACAGCCAUCGUCUGGUUGGGUGAUCGAUUCGUUUGAAACUGAUGAUGAUGGAGAGGCUAUCUACUGUGAACCUCCUAGAGAAGAUGUUCUAACUGUGGCCGGUGGGGAACUCCAGGAGCUGAACUCCAAGUGUAACUUCUUCCUUGACCCGUCAAACUUCAGCACUGAGGACAUGUCCCAAGCCUUCGGUAUCCCACGUACUUCCAGCAUCGCCAAAUCCAAACGCCCUUCAGUCUCCUUUGCCGAAGGCACGAAGUUCAGCCCUAAGGAGCGCCGCAGCUCCACCCAGGAUCUGCCUGGUUCUGUCCGAAAACCCAAAACUUGGGGGGUCCUGAUGCUCUCGGCCCUCCAGGGAGGUCAAGGAAACCACAGUGAGGAAGACGCAAAAAAGGCAGAAGAGAAAAAUGAGGAGAACAUCUCCUCUGAGGAACAAGGAGCUACCACUGAGACACCAGAAGCCGGCUCGGAAAGAUACAGCUCUGGUCCUUCAAGAACUCUUGUUAAUGUUCCCAGUGGGAGGCGGCGAACCCUUUCCAACACAAGAAAAAACGCCCACCCUCAAAGCUCCUCUGACGGGGGACAAGAAACAGAUUCAGAUGCAGAGAAACUGACAACGGUGUAUGUGACUGUAGGCAAGACCCCAAAUAUGGCAAAACAAGAGUCCAGCUCAGAGGGGCCUGUGCAGGCAAUGCUGCGCAGACUGGGCAGCCUCCAGAGACAGAAAGAGAUGGCCGCCCAGCCCAAAGGCAGGGGACAAGCGAUUGCCAAGCCUCCGAGGAGGAAGCUGGGAGCACGGGCCAGCGAGUGGGAGCAAACCACCGGGUCAGGCAACGCGGAGGUGGUCAUGAGGAAACCUAGUCGCAAGAAGCGCCUCAGCUCUCCCUGUAUAGUGCAGACUACAGACUUUCCUCAGGACAACAGCGCCCCCAAGAGGCCCCUGUCCUCCAUUUUAAAAAGUGUUCCAGAGAGUGAUGUGCCUAGGUCUUUGUUGGAACAAGACAGUCAAACAGAUGCUCCAGGAGAGCAUGAAUAUGAGACUGUGGCUCCAUCGGAUGGAGUCUCCACCUCUUCUGAGGUUAUUAUCAAUGAGACAGUUGUGGGCCAAGCAGAAAUUGAACCUAGUUAUGAGAAUGUUUAUGUAAAACAUUCAUAAUGUUUAUGUAAAAAC